GGCAACGCCGCGCUGCUCUCGGAGAGGUCACUCCGGAGACGGCGUUGGUUUUUGGGGUGUGGGGUCCGCGGCGCUAUGUGGCGCGUCUGUGCGCGACGGGCCCGGAAUGCGGCCCCAAGGGCAGGAUUCGGAACUCGGUGGACGGCCUUGCGGGAGGAGCCCGGAGCUCCGUGCGUGACCCCGCGGGCUGGCUUGGCUCCGGCUCGUUGCAACAGCGCGACCACCAGGUAUGGCAGGGUCCGGGCACUCUGCGGUUGGAGCCCCAGCUCGUGGGCCACAUCGCGGAAUCGCGUCCUGCUGCAGCUUUGGGGACCGCCUGGCCGCCGCUGGUAUAGUCUCCCCCCUCAUCAGAAGGUUCCAUUGCCCUCUCUUUCCCCCACAAUGCAGGCAGGCACCAUAGCCCGUUGGGAAAAAAAGGAAGGGGAAAAAAUCAAUGAGGGUGAACUAAUUGCAGAGGUUGAAACUGAUAAAGCUACUGUUGGAUUUGAGAGCCUGGAGGAGUGUUACAUGGCAAAGAUACUUGUUGCUGAAGGUACUAGAGAUGUUCCAGUUGGAGCAAUCAUCUGUAUCACGGUUGAGAAGCCUGAAGAUAUUGACGCCUUUAAAAAUUAUACAUUGGAUGCUUCGGCAGUGCCUACCCCACAAGCAGCCCCAGCACCAACCCCUGCUGCCGCUCCUCCACCACCUACACCUUCUGCUCAGGCUCCUGGUAGCUCAUAUCCCCCUCACAUGCAGGUGCUUCUUCCUGCCCUCUCUCCCACUAUGACCAUGGGUACAGUUCAGAGAUGGGAAAAAAAAGUGGGAGAGAAGCUAAAUGAAGGAGACUUAUUGGCAGAGAUAGAGACUGACAAGGCCACUAUAGGUUUUGAGGUACAGGAAGAAGGUUACCUGGCAAAAAUCCUGGUCCCUGAAGGCACGAGAGAUGUCCCUCUAGGAGCCCCGCUCUGCAUCAUUGUAGAAAAAGAGGCAGAUAUACCAGCAUUUGCUGACUAUCGGCCAACUGAAGUCACUGAUUUAAAGCCACCAGCACCGCCACCUACCCCGCCCCUGGCAGCCCCUGUUCCUCCAGCUCUCCAGCCUGCAGCCCCUACACCCGCAGCCCCUCGCCCAGCUGCUCCUGCUGGACCCAAGGGAAGGUUGUUCGUUAGUCCUCUUGCAAAGAAGUUGGCAGCAGAGAAAGGAAUUGACCUUACGCAAGUUAAGGGGACAGGACCAGAAGGCAGAAUCAUCAAAAAGGACAUCGACUCCUUUGUGCCUGCGAAAGCUGCUCCUGCUCCAGCAGCUGCCGUGCCUCCCCCGGGGCCGGGAGUGGCACCGGUUCCUGCAGGUGUCUUCACGGAUGUCCCAAUCAGCAACAUUCGCCGAGUUAUUGCACAGCGGUUAAUGCAGUCUAAGCAAACCAUACCUCAUUAUUACCUUUCUAUCGAUGUAAAUAUGGGAGAAGUUUUGUUGCUACGGAAAGAACUUAAUAAGAUGUUAGAAGGGAGAAGCAAAAUUUCUGUCAAUGACUUCAUUAUAAAAGCUUCGGCUCUGGCAUGUUUAAAAGUUCCUGAGGCAAAUUCUUCAUGGCUGGACACCGUUAUAAGACAAAACCAUGUUGUUGAUGUCAGCGUUGCAGUCAGUACUCCUGCGGGACUCAUCACACCCAUUGUAUUUAAUGCACAUAUAAAAGGACUGGAAACUAUUGCUAACGAUGUUGUUUCUUUAGCAACCAAAGCCCGAGAGGGUAAACUACAGCCACAUGAGUUCCAGGUAAGGUAUUACUUAUAUACCUUCUGAAUAUUAUUGUGUUAC
Molecule: messenger RNA, 1794 nt
Organism: Vicugna pacos (alpaca)
Lineage: Eukaryota; Metazoa; Chordata; Mammalia; Artiodactyla; Camelidae
Source: RefSeq, a predicted model, not a curated record